UACAUUUUUAGCAUUGUGCUAUACCACAAUUUUAACAAUUAUCUAUAUUUAAAUACUAGCCAUCAAAACAAGAACUACAAGAAGUAUCGUUAUUACAUUUAGCACAUUAAGGCAUACAUUCAAAAGCAUAAAUUUCGAAUUCUGUAAUUCCAAAAGAUUUUAUAAAAGCGUUAUUAUCUUCAUAUAUUUCAUUAGAAAUUGUAAUAUCAAGUACAGUAUCAUUAGUUUAAAAAUCAAAAUCAGCUUAUUAGUAUUUUUCUUUUAUAAAUUUUCUGGCACAUAAUAUUUAAAAAGUAAAAAUUUUUUAUAAUGUUGCAGCAAGAAUUCCAUUUAUUUUAAAAUAUAAAAAUUCAAUUUAUAAAUCCCAAUGAUCAAUCAUUAUAUAUUAAAAGUUGAUUGAAUAUUUAUAUACAGGUUUAUUUGAUUUAACAUUUAAGGAUAUAAUACAGCUGUUUCCACAUAUUUAAAAUCCUCCUAAAACAGUUUUCGGACCGCAUUAAUAAGUUAUCGUUCCUCCAACUGAAGUAGAAAGGUUAAAACCACAAUCAAUAGCAUCUUAUUACGAAAAGUGUGUA
Ichthyophthirius multifiliis is the source of this 575-nucleotide messenger RNA. RefSeq lists its product as hypothetical. The transcript has a single exon. The annotation marks the transcript as partial. NCBI's taxonomy places the organism in Eukaryota, Ciliophora, Oligohymenophorea, Hymenostomatida. The record is from RefSeq and is a predicted model, not a curated record.